Bursaphelenchus xylophilus (pine wood nematode) is the source of this 4542-nucleotide messenger RNA. Lineage: Eukaryota; Metazoa; Nematoda; Chromadorea; Rhabditida; Aphelenchoididae. The record is from the annotation of a GenBank genome assembly.
AUGGAACCGCUUUCAGAAGACGUUGUCUAUGAUGGAUCCGAUCCUCAGAUUCAGCAAGAAGAUGAUCUGGGGCUGAUCAGCAUGCCUUCAGCAGAGAAUGUUGAUCUGGGAAGGGCGGUUUUCAUCCCGGAUGAGAGCGAUGGCUAUGUCAGAGGAAGGGUGGUCGAUAUUCUUUCAGAUUCCUUGGUGGUAAAAUGCAAUCCUCCGAAAGAUUGCACGGUCUCCGUCCCGUAUUCACAGGUUCUUCCAUGUGAUGAGGAGUCGGGCAAGGACGUCGAUGACAAUUGUGAGUUCAUUCGACUUCAUCUAAACGACCACAAUUACAGGCGCAUUGAUGUAUCUGAACGAAGGAACUCUUUUGGAAAACUGCAAGACACGAUACAGCCGGAAACAGAUCUAUGUAAGAGGACCGUCCCGAUCUUUACUAUAUUUGCAGACCUAUGUUGCCAACAUUCUCAUCUCCAUCAACCCAUAUGAGUGCCUACCGGAUUUAUACUCCACCAAUGCUAUCGCCGCAUAUCGAGGAAAGUCAUUGGGCACAUUACCCCCUCAUGUGUUUGCCAUUGGUAAGACUAAUGGUCGGCUUCAAAGAUAUUUGUAGCCGACAAAGCAUAUCGAGACAUGAAGAGGCACAAGGAAAGUCAGUCAAUCAUCGUUUCUGGAGAAUCUGGCGCAGGAAAAACGGAGACCCAGAAGUCCAUCUUGAAGUAUUUGUGUGAGAAUUGGUGUUCCGAAGGGUCGAGAUCGCUUGAAGAACAUGUUUUGGAGAGUAGGGAUCGUAAAAGUAUGCGUGAUUCCAUGAUUCUUUUAGCCAACCCAAUCUUGGAAGCCUUCGGGAAUGCAAAAACCCUCAGGAAUAACAAUUCUAGUCGCUUUGGAAAGUUUAUCGAAAUCCAUUUCCAAGAAAAUGUAAAAUUAUUUAUCCUUUUGCAAUUUUCUUGAAGGGUACCGUAGCUGGUGGUCAUGUAUCACACUAUUUGUUGGAGAAGUCAAGAGUUUGUAUCCAGCAAUCUGGGGAGCGCAACUAUCACAUCUUUUAUCAAAUGUUUGCGGGAACCGAUGAUAAAUUCAAAGAAAGCUUAGGCCUUUCGAAUCCCGAAUCCUUCGAAGUAAGAAUUCUGAGGCGAAGAAUGCCUAAUGAAAGCUUUAUUUUAGUUCCUAAGACACGGAUGUACCAAAUUCUUCACAGAUAUGGCGAACCCACACUCUGAAAACAAUGACGUAACUGGAAGACUAAAAUUUGAAUUGUCGGUUUAUUUUUUUCAGAAUGUUAUCUUGGAUGAGGUUGUCAAUGACUCUACGGACUUUCAACGUUUGGUAAAGUCAUUGAAGAACAUUGGAUUUGGUGAGAAAGCCCUCGAGGAUUUGUUCAAGCUCUUGGCUGGGAUCCUUCAUUUGGGAAAUGUGAAGUUUGAGGAUUCGGAUGACGUCAGAGGAGGAUGUAAGAUUACAUCAGACUCCGAUUCAUCCGUCGAAUGGUCCGCCAAACUUUUGGGAAUUGGAAGGAAUGAACUGGUUGCUGGCUUAACAUCCAGAAUUAUGCAACCGACCAGAGGUGGAGUCAAGGGAACCGUCAUCCAAGUAAGGCUCAAACAAAAGGAGGCUGAAGCCACACGGGAUACGCUGGCCAAGACGAUCUACGGGAAACUAUUCGAUGAGGUUGUGGCCAAAAUAAAUGCCUGCUUCCCUUUCGAGAGCUCCAAACAUUAUAUAGGCGUGCUGGACAUCGCUGGUUUCGGUAAUUAAUAUACAACGGAUCUCUAGUUUAGCUAUGCCAUUUUAGAGUUCUUCAAGACGAAUUCCUUUGAGCAGUUCUGCAUCAACUACUGUAACGAGAAACUUCAAGAAUUCUUUAAUGACAGGAUUCUGAAACAAGAGCAGGAGUUGUAUAAAGCAGAGAGUCUAGAUGUCCCCCAGAUUGAGUACAACGACAAUCAAGAUUGCAUUCAAUUAUUCGAAAAGAAGGGUGGACUUCUGGAUCUGCUGGAUGAAGAAGCCCGCCUUCCAAAGCCUUCUUUCCAACAUUUCACAACCGCGGUCCACCAAUCGCACGCUGGUCAUUUUCGUCUCUCCGUAAGUGAUUAAAGAUUCUUUUGCAUGCUCAUUCCCAGACAAACCGCAGCUCCAAGGUCAAGGAGUAUCGGUCUAUGAGAGAGGAUGAAUGCUUCAUUAUCAGACACUUUGCUGGCUCUGUUUGUUAUCAGACUUCUCAGUUCCUGGAGAAGAACAACAACACUCUGCACGCUUCUUUAGAAGGAAUGGUGUCUUGUUCCAACAAUGUCAUCUUGAUCAAGUUGUUCGAUGCCGUGGAAUUUCAUCAGCCUCGCAACAAGUUGAUUUCGUCAUCGGCAAGUGCCCUGUUCCGCCAACAACUUGGUAAAUUGUUGGAAAAGUUGAGGCAAACUGUAAGUUGAACUUUCUCUUCACUAAUCAAAACUGCAGGGUACUCAUUUCGUCCGAUGUAUCAAACCGAAUGGAGAAAUGAUGCCAGGAAAGUUCGAAGGAAGCCAGAUUUUGGGACAACUUAGGUAUUCAGGAAUGGAGAGCGUAUUGAGACUCAUGCAGAAAGGAUUUCCGUCAAGGUAAGUGGCUAAACCAAUAACAUAAACGAUUAGAACAAUGUUUUCCGAGCUGUACGACAUGUACUCUUCCCUCCUGCCGGAAAAGUUGGCUCGCCUUGAUCACCGCUUGUUCUGCAAAUGCCUCUUUCAUGUCCUCGGACUGAACGAGUCGGAUUUUAAGUUUGGGAUGACCAAAGUUUUCUUCAAACCUGGUAAAUUUGCAGAAUUUGAUCAGGUAUGAAGACAAGGUAAAAUAUAUUAGCUUUAGCUGUUGCGUCACGAUCCUCAAGCAAUGCAGGAGAUGAUUGGAAAAGUGCAGUCUUGGUUGUUCAGACUCAGAUGGCGCAAAGUUCAAUAUGGUGUCCUCUCUUGCGUAAAACGUAAGUAACUCGCCCCUAACAUCAACUGUCAGUGCAAAAGAAGAUCAUCUAUCGUGCGGAAAAUGCCCUUCUGAUCCAGCGCUGCGUUAGAGGAUUCUUGAUAAGAAGAAAGGUCUGUCCUAGGAUGAGACUUGGCUCAACGCUGGUCAACAACAUGAAGGAUCUCGACGACAUGAUCAACACUUUGAUCGCAGAAGACCACUCCAACGCCGAUCUAAUUCAGGAGGCGACAGAUCACAAAACGAGUGUGAAAAACGGGUUGAAAGCUCUUAUGGUAAGCACUGAAUCGAAGGGAGACUGAAUAUGAACUGACUGAAUAUGAAGGACCGAAUAUGAAGGACUGAAUAUGAACUGACUGAAUAUGAACUGGGGUGCUGACUGAAUAUGAAGGACCGAAUAUGAACUGACUGAAUAUGAAAACCGGGUUUCUGUUACUGUUACUACCUAGGUUCCGAUUAAGGACUCUUUUUAAAAUUUUUUCGACUUAUGACACCUUUAGACGUUAAUGGUGUUGUUUUGGUGCCUAGUACUGCUUAAAAAAAACUUUUUAACACUUGGUGCUAAAUAGUACUACCUGGUACUAUUUAGUACGAGGUGAAAAUUUGGCUGGUAAUGGUGUUGGUUUGGUGCUUAGUACAGCCCAAAAACACAUUUUUAGCACUUGGUACUAUAUAGUCCCAAUUGGUACUAUUUAGUACGAGGUGAAAAUUUGGGCGUAAGGCGGUAAUGGUGUUGGUUUGGUGCUUAGUACAGCCCAAAAACACAUUUAUAGCACUUGGUACUAUAUAGUCCUUGAAAUAGACCAAAUUUGCCAAAUUUCAUAUUCAGUCAGCUCCACAGUUCAUAUUCAAUCAGUUCAUAUUCAGUCAGUUCAUAUUCAGUCCUUUUCAUAUUCAGUCCUUCAUAUUUAGUCCUUCAUAUUCAGUCAGGCACCCCACUGAAUAUGUUAAUCACACAAAUUUAAAGGAGAAUGUCCAAGUAUUUGUCAAUGACGGCGACCGAUCACUAGUAGCUGGCAUGGACAAGAGAACGUCUGACCUUAUAACCGGAAUCAAAACGAAAUUGAUCGAGAAAGAAGAAGCAAGGAAAGAGAUGAUUGAACUCGAAGAGAAGAGAAAUAAAAUAUUGGAGAAGGCAAGACUUGAAGAAGAAAGAGAGCAGAAGAGAAUCCAAGCCCUCAAACGGAUUCAACAACAAUUGAAAGCUGAAGCCUUACUGAGAAAAGAACGAGAAGAACAGGAGAAGUUCGAGCAAUUAAAACGGUGAGUCCUAUUAUCAUUCUAGCUUCUGUUGGGUCUUAUUACCGUUAACCAUUAAUCGGAUUCAGAGAAGAGAAGGAAAGACAGGAUCAAUUAGAUUCGGAAUUGGCCAAACGAUUAGCACAAGAGAAGAGUGUCCAAUUGAAUGAAGACCCUCGGCCGAGCACAUCAAGCAGACACGAAGACCCGAACGACCUCACCCAGUGGACCUAUGCUACAUUGCGGGACACGAUCAACACUACUACGGACAUCGAGCUCAUCUCUGCAUGCCGCAACGAGUUCCACAGAAGACUUCGGGUCUACCAAAAUUGGAAGAAAGCCAAUGCCCGCAGAAACCCCUGA